CAGUGGGUUCGUUUUCUGCAGGUGUGGCUUUGAACCAAGUGUCAGUAUUUACAGGUUGAUGUAAUAAAAGGUGGGCUAAACUGCUUUAUUCAAAACGCUGCCAUCCUGUGGACCUCAGCGCUAUGGCCGCUCCGGGCCAAUCGCUGACAAGCCCGCAAAGAUCAAAGAGGAGAUGAGCCAACCAUGUCCGCUCCGGACGCCCGUCCCGAGAUGGAGCGCCUCUUCAGCCUAUAUAUGUGGGGGCUCCUCAUGGGGCUCAGUGACCAGAGAUUAAAACUCGAGAGGAAGAAGGAGACUAACUCAGGCACAGAUUAUUGUUUGUGUGUUUCUUUCCCCUCCUAGUAAGCCUUGUGAUUACAAAUAUUUAGCCCUGGAGCUGUUGGACAGGAUGGCCUCAGGCUCUGGUGAGUGCCCCGGGAGGACCAGUCUGCACCGGGUGGAUCAUCUCCUCAGUGCGGUGGAGAGUGAGCUGCAGGCCGGCAGCGAGAAGGGUGACCCCACGGAGAGGGAGCUGAAGGUGUCCCUGGAUGAGCGCGAGCUUUGGCAACAAUUUAAGGAUCUAACAAACGAAAUGAUCGUCACAAAGACCGGCAGGCGCAUGUUUCCCGUGCUGAAAGUGAACGUGUCUGGGUUGGACCCGAACGCCAUGUAUUCCUUUUUGCUGGACUUCGUAUCCGCGGACAACCACAGGUGGAAAUAUGUGAACGGGGAGUGGGUCCCCGGGGGGAAGCCCGAACCCCAAACCCCCAGCUGCGUGUACAUCCACCCAGACUCUCCAAACUUCGGAGCGCACUGGAUGAAAGCUCCAGUCUCCUUUAGUAAAGUCAAACUCACCAACAAACUCAACGGAGGAGGCCAGAUCAUGUUAAAUUCCUUACACAAGUACGAGCCACGCAUCCACAUAGUGCGCGUGGGAGGCCCAAGGAGGAUGAUCACCAGCCACUCUUUCCCAGAGACACAGUUCAUUGCAGUGACGGCAUACCAAAACGAAGAGAUAACUGCUCUUAAAAUAAAGCACAAUCCUUUUGCCAAGGCCUUCCUAGAUGCGAAGGACAGAAGUGAUCACAAAGACUUCAGAGAAGAUGCCAAUGAAAACCAACAAUCAACCUACUCUCAAUUAGGUGGUUGGUUUAUUCCUGGCACAGGCUCCCUCUGCCCUCCUGCCAGUCCUCACAGCCAGUCCGGGGGUCCCAUCUCCCUUUCGCCAUCCCACGGCUGUGAGCGCUACUCCACCCUAAGGAACCACCGCUCCGCUCCCUACACCAGCCCGUACGCCCAUCGGACAGACUCGCCCACGGGUUACUCCGAUAACUCUCCAGCUUGUCUGUCGAUGCUCUCAAGCCAUGACAACUGGUCCGGUCUGCAGAUGCCUACGCACUCCAGCAUGAUGCCCAUGGCCCACAAUUCCACCUCUGGUACCAACUCUAGUCAGUACACCAGCUUGUGGUCUGUGAGUAACUCACCGCUGACUCCCGUCUCCCAGAAUGGAGGGAUGAACAACAGCCUGAGCUCCCAGUUCCUGCGAGGGUCCAGCAGCCACUACCCGGGCCCGCCUCACUCGGCCACAGUGCCCUCUUCUGGCUCACCCCUGUACGAUGGCGGCACGGCCGCAGACGUACACGACACGGCCCAGUAUGACACCUCUCCACACGGGCGACUACCUUCUGCCUGGACCCCCGUGACGCCUCCGUCCCUCUGAUGGAGGUGUCUCUGCAAGCUGGCGGAGCGACUACCAUGGAACGCUGUCUGCAGGAUGUUUGAUCUGAUGUGACCCGGUGGAGGAAUCAACCCCGAAUUGAACAGGUUUUUAUUUGUUUACAAAUCAAACUCCACCAGAAAACGACUGCUCUCAGUUUUCUUUAAUUCAACAUAUUUACUAUAGAAAUAUUCUUCACUUUUAAGUUGAUACAAAAAAAUCAAUAGAGACUUUGAGCCGUUGAAUUAAUAUUUCUAUGAUGACACAUUGCUAUGUUUUGUAACUGAGCAAAACAGGUCAAAUGUUUAUUUUUAUUUUUGGUUGAUCCUCCUUAAGUCCGUCAGAUCUUUUUAUUCACCCUAGCAGGAAAAAAAGAAUAUAUUUUGAUAUUCUCUGACCAACAACCAUUUUAACCUGCUUAUAUUAAGCAUAAGUCCAUGAUAUUCAAAGCAUAAAGAAAAGAAAAGUACAGCUGCAGCUGUUAAAUGUUGUUUAUAGUGUAAAUGAGAACGCUGUCAAGGAUCUACAUGUAAAUAGACAAAUCUUUUUGUACCACAGUGACGCUGUUUGAGCUAUUGUGUUCUGGAUUAUUUUUGGAAUGAAAUGAAAGGGGAGAGCAAAUGUCAAUAUUCUGCUAUGCAGAUGAUACAGUGUGUUCCAUGUCAUUAAAUACAAUAUGUCGAA
Messenger RNA from Scophthalmus maximus (turbot), 2380 nucleotides. It is a transcript of the gene tbxtb, whose product is annotated as T-box transcription factor Tb. Gene Ontology annotation, cellular component: nucleus. The record is from RefSeq and is a predicted model, not a curated record. Bases 389 to 1699 code for a protein of 436 amino acids. Gene Ontology annotation, biological process: somitogenesis; positive regulation of DNA-templated transcription; cell fate specification. Gene Ontology annotation, molecular function: RNA polymerase II cis-regulatory region sequence-specific DNA binding; DNA-binding transcription factor activity, RNA polymerase II-specific. The transcript has 8 exons. Lineage: Eukaryota; Metazoa; Chordata; Actinopteri; Pleuronectiformes; Scophthalmidae.